Molecule: messenger RNA, 1227 nt
Organism: Lodderomyces elongisporus
Lineage: Eukaryota; Fungi; Ascomycota; Pichiomycetes; Serinales; Debaryomycetaceae
Gene: CCP2
Exons: 1
Coding region: 1-1227 (408 amino acids)
Biological process (GO): cellular response to oxidative stress; response to reactive oxygen species; hydrogen peroxide catabolic process
Molecular function (GO): heme binding; peroxidase activity
Source: RefSeq, a predicted model, not a curated record
AUGGAAAUGAAAGCCCUGUUCAGCUCAUUACGGAUACUAGUUACAAAGAUUAUCUCGUUUGUUUUGGUACCAUUGGCUUUUCUCCAAUCACUUUAUUCUGAUUUCCCUGGUGAAUAUGUGUUUGAUAGAGCUUACUAUUUAGCUGAUAGGUAUCUUAUAAAGGCAUUAUUCUUUGCAGUUUUUGCUUAUAAGCUCAGGUACCGAAAACAAAUAUAUCUACAUAAUGGCUUUCCUUUACAACGGUACCAAGGUUAUAAUGUAUAUUUGAGAUUUAAAUGUGGUUGUCCAAAAGCGCUAAAGAAAAAAGGGACACCAUUAACCCGCCCAAUGAUUGAUUCAGCAUUCAAAGUACCAGCAACAGAUCCCAACUACAUUCUUCAGGUUCAAUUUGCAAUCAAGGAUAUAUUUGCUGUAAACCAUGAGGUUGGCUCGUUGGCGCCUAUUUUCUUUAAAUUGGCGUGGUACUGUUGUGCCACAUACGAUGCUAACACCCUGUUAGGCGGCUCCAAUGGCGGCUCCAGUGGCGCCACCAUAAGAUUUGAACCAGAGUUUUUUGAUAAAGAACUUAUGGGUUUAAAUGUUGCACGAAACGCACUAGAGCAAGUUAAAUGCAAUUUUCCAGAAAUCUCAUAUGCUGACUUGUGGACAUUAGCCGGAAAGCUAGCUAUCGAAGAAAUGGGUGGCCCCACUAUAAAGUGGUUGCCUGGAAGGUCUGAUUAUGUGAAUACUGAAUACGUCGCGCCUCAAGGUUUGCUACCAUUUGGAAAUAAGAACACAGAUCAUAUUAUUAGUAUUAGGCAUACAUUCACAAGACUAGGACUUGAUGAUCAAGAAACAGUUGCAUUGAUCGGAGCACAUGGACUAGGAAGAUGCUAUAAGUAUACCAGUGACUGUGAAGGACAAUGGAGUAGAGGUCUGCUUCGUUUUUCAAAUGAGUUUUUCAGAGUUUUAAUAUCGGAAUCUUGGCAUCAAGAAAUAGUCCCUGAGACGGGAGGAGUACAAUAUUAUAACAACGAUAACAGUCUCAGAAUGCUUAAUACUGAUAUGGAGUUGCUUCGGGACCCUGGCUACAAAAUUUGGGUCCAAGAGUAUGCAAAAGAUGAAAAUAGAUACUUCAAGGAUUUUGCUGAAGCAUAUGCUAAAUUACUAGACUUGCGAAUCCGUAGAGAUGCUAAAGGAACUGUGAUUUUACAAGAAUCGUAUAUAUACAAGCAAAGGAGAAGCUAA